AUGAGUGGCCUACCCGCACUCUCCGACUUGCCCUAUCUUUACUGCUGGAUCUGCGCUGAGGAAGAGAAGCACAACGUCUUUGCCCGCCCUAUUCAAUUGAAUGCGGACCCGCCUUCGACUUCGCGUUUUAUCCAUCCAUGUGUAUGCUCGUUGGUGGCGCACGAGAAAUACAGUGUCUCCUUUCGUGGAUUCGGCAGUGUCGCAGAGACAAUCCCGAUGCGCCAAUUGCGUGCCCACAAUGCAAAACAAAACGCUGGCGUUGCCCUGGAUACAGAGGGUGUGCCGAGAAUGAUUAUUGUGGGCGAAGAUAACCAAGGCGCGGAGUUGGUGGAUGGUGCGUUUGGCACGUUGGACACCCUUGAUACCUAUGAGACGCUAGACGACGGUUCCAGAGUGCCUCUUAUCGGGAGUGGCGACCAAGGCGUGUACCUUGACGAGCUCGAGUACGGCACGUUUGACGACGUCGACAUGCCGCGUACAAUCUACGUGACUUACUACAGCCUGGCGAAACUUGUAGUGCAGGCGCUAGGAUUCCCCUUUAUUGCCAGCUUCGCAGGCAGUAUCCUGGGCCGGUUUGCACGGUACAGUCAGGCUUUGCGGCAGAUUCUUGGCAUUGCACCGGGAAUCAUUCCAGAGCGAGGCUGCGAAAGCUGGAUCAAUGUGCUCUGGCCGAGCGUGCAAAGCACGCAUGCAGUCGAGCAGUACCUCGUGGACAAUGGCGCAGCGGUCUACGACGAUCUGGACCCGAUUUGGUUCCGCAAUGCGAUCGGCGGUGGGCUCUACAUUGUCAUCAAGGAUGCACUGGUCCUUUUGUACCGCUACUUGCGCAAGCAGCGCCGCGGCCAACUGCACAUCAAAGAUUUGCCGUUCAGCGACGGCGUCGCACGCGAGCUGAUGCAAAACGCAGAACCGCGCCCAGCCGCACGAUAG
Messenger RNA from Malassezia vespertilionis, 930 nucleotides. RefSeq lists its product as uncharacterized. Lineage: Eukaryota; Fungi; Basidiomycota; Malasseziomycetes; Malasseziales; Malasseziaceae. The transcript is spliced from 5 exons. The record is from RefSeq and is a predicted model, not a curated record. Bases 1 to 930 code for a protein of 309 amino acids.